Desarmillaria tabescens is the source of this 1531-nucleotide messenger RNA. RefSeq lists its product as uncharacterized. The record is from RefSeq and is a predicted model, not a curated record. NCBI's taxonomy places the organism in Eukaryota, Fungi, Basidiomycota, Agaricomycetes, Agaricales, Physalacriaceae. The transcript has 9 exons. The coding region runs from base 55 to 1260 and encodes 401 amino acids.
ACUUAUUACGCAUACACAAUCGUGGCGUCUCGCUUACCGGCUGGGUGAGGCGGUAUGCUGGUCCAGUUUAUUAUAUUUUGUUUCCAUUUUACUAUUUCGACUGGCUUUCGUUUCGUUGAUGUUGAAGAGAAUGCGAAUGUUGGGAUACCCUUCACUCUGACCUGGCAUAGGGAUCCAGGCGACCCACUGGAAUUUCAGUUUGAGCAAAGAAAUGUCUCCCAACCGGCUGGUCAAGGAGAGCUAAUACCUUUCACACCGCCUGAUAAUGGUACCACCGACGGUAUAGUGACCGUCAAUUUUCCAGCUCCUGGAACAUAUGUCGUUGAAAUAAUAGUCGACAACCACUCAAUAAGAGCGACGAGCUCGCCAAUUUUUGCUAGUAAUCAAGAUGCCCAAAAUAAUCACAGUCUUACGCCGUCAUCUACCUCUUCAGCCCCGGUCAUAAUAAGUACUCAAAGCUUCAACCCCUCUUCUGAGCCGAUAUCAUUGAACUUUGCUCGUAGUUCCUCAUCUGGAGUAUCAACCACUGAGAGCUCCUCCCAAAUCAGUGAAAGCGGCUCGACUGCUGGUAGUGCUUCAACAACUACCAACAUCCUUACACCUUCAUCUGACCUCUCUUACACUAGUGAUGCUGCCUCGCAUAUCACCGAAAGCGGUUCGAUCGCUGGUAGUCCUUCAAUAACUGCCUCCACCCCUGCAUCUACAUCUAACAACUCCUCGCAUAAACCACGCAACACAUCGACAAUAAUUGGAGCCGUGAUUGGCCCUAUACUGUUCUUCAUCCUCCUUUCUGUAGGAGUAGUUGUUUAUCGCCGCCUACGCAGGAAUAGAAACCACCGAUCAUCACCCAGAUCCAUCGUUGCGUUUCGAGACCAACAAAUACAGCCUUCCUCCCAGGAUCCGGAGCAUGGCGUGAUGCACAAGCUGCGAGGACCAGAUGCACCUGUACCAGCUUCAGUGGAAGUAGGGCCCGAAGCACCGAUUUUGUCAUCAAUAGAUUCUGGGAUGGCAGAAUUAGGAACCGAAGAUGCAGAGUCAACGGACCAUCUUCCAGGCAAGGGGGAAAGGCGGGCGUUGGCUGCAAGUCCAAUUUCUGUAUCCCAAGAUGAUCAUUCCCCCGCACAUCUGCCUCUCAGAGGUUUAGCCGAAUCCGACAGUCGUCAAAUUCCGGAUGAAGAGCCGAUAUCGCACGCAAGUACUUCAGCACUACGACCUCGUGAAACGAAGGAUGAAAUGGCCGAAGAGAUCCUGUCGUUUUAAAAAGUAGUUUAGAGAAGGUGGCAGCAUUUUUGGAUGAAAUUUUGUUUCAUUUUCUUGCUAUUCAUUUUCGUGCUAUAGUAGUAUCUGCAAUGUGUGAUUCUAAACCUAAAGGUGCCAGUAUCUCAGGAUUCAAUUCUCCGCUAUGCCUGUUGGGAUUCAGGGGCUUUGACGCCAAUUCGACACGACAACCAAUUAGUCACGUGGCCGCUCUCACGAAGUUUGAAAUCCAUCACCAUUCCAUGGUUAGUAGUUACCUCCGCCACAAACGCUG